Messenger RNA from Phycomyces blakesleeanus NRRL 1555(-), 1170 nucleotides. RefSeq lists its product as hypothetical. Lineage: Eukaryota; Fungi; Mucoromycota; Mucoromycetes; Mucorales; Phycomycetaceae. The record is from RefSeq and is a predicted model, not a curated record. The transcript is spliced from 9 exons. The annotation marks the transcript as partial. Gene Ontology annotation, biological process: DNA repair. Gene Ontology annotation, molecular function: ATP-dependent polydeoxyribonucleotide 5'-hydroxyl-kinase activity; polynucleotide 3'-phosphatase activity; double-stranded DNA binding.
CGCGUUCAUCCGUUUUUUACAGAAAAACCAAAAAAUAAUUCUAUGAAACGAUCGAUUCGUUGGAUAUCCACAGUAGACUCGGUCUUGUUUGGUAAAAGUUCGGGUAACGAACAAGGCCGCAGUAAGAUAGCUGCUUUUGAUUUGGACGGCACCUUGAUAACUACAAAGAGUGGACGUGUUCAUGCAAAAGAUGAAAAUGAUUGGCAGUGGUGGCAUACAUCUGUACAAAGUAAAAUUGAAAAUUUGCACCAACAAGGGUACAAGAUUGUCGUAUUUUCAAACCAGAAUGGCCUCAAUACAGAAACUCGUAUAAAUGGUUUCAAAUCCAAAGCAGCAGCAAUUCUGUCUCAAAUAUCUAUUCCUGUUUGUAUAUUUGCUGCGCUGCAUAAGGAUAUUUAUCGUAAACCAAGUACUGGAAUGUGGGAUUUAUUGGAAAAGGAAGCAAAUGACGGUGUCAUAAUUGAUAAAUCAAAUAGUCUAUUUGUUGGUGACGCUGCUGGAAGACAGGAUGGCUGGAAACCUAAACUCAAAAAGGAUCAUUCUUGUGUAGACCGAAAAUUCGCUGCUAAUAUUGGGAUCGAAUUCAAAACACCCGAGGAAUUCUUCCUGAAUGAACCAAAAGCACCCUUUACUUGGGGACCCUUUGAUCCUCACAUCAUUGAUAAAGAUUCUACUCUAAAUAUACCUGAACUUGGGCCCAAACCACAUGUGGUUGUUUUUGUUGGAUGUCCCGCAAGUGGUAAAUCCAGAUUUGCAAAAAAGUAUCUUGUUCCAAAGGGGUACAUCUACGUCAAUCAAGAUACUCUCAAGACACGAAACAAGUGUGUUGCGGUUGCCAAAGAAGCCAUUGAAGAAGGAAAAUCUGUUGUUAUUGAUAAUACGAAUCCAGAGGCUUCAACUAGAGCUCUUUAUAUUCGCCUAGCAAAGAAUGCUGGUGUGUCUGUACAUUGCUUAUAUUUUACUGCAGACGAACACCUUUCUCGACACAACAAUUACUACCGUGCCUUGAACCCUCCUCAUGACAGGGAGGUACUGGGUGACAUUGUAUUCAGGACUUAUAAGGCUAAGUUGCAGGAACCCAAGGAAUCCGAGGGAUUUGAUACCAUCCACAAGAUACCUUUUAUUUUUGAGGGACCAGAUCUUGAGGGAUGGCAAAAGUGGUGGAUUUAA